UCCAUUUUCUUGAAUUCAACAAAAGAAAAUUCUCUCCAAUUUUUCUUUCAAAUAAUAAAAUCAUGGGUCUUUGUGCAUCAGCUCCAAAAUCAAAAACAACCCCAGAAAGAUUAUUACAAAACCAUCAAAAAAACAAUCUUUUUAGUAGUAAUAAUAAUAGUAAUACUACUACUACUACUAAUAAUAAUAAUAAUAAUAAUAUUUCACCGUCAGCCAACAACAACCAACAACAAAAGUUUUCCGGGCAAGUUACGUCACCGACCACCGGAGCUGGCGGUGGUGGUGCCACCCCUGCUUUUUCUGAGUUUUCAUUCAGUGACAUAAAAACAGCUACUGAAAAUUUUAGUAGUGAUUUGAUUGUAUCUGAAAGUGGUGAAAAAGCACCAAAUAUUGUUUAUAAAGGAAGGCUCAAAAAUCGUCGGUUUAUUGCUGUUAAAAAGUUCUCUAAGUUGUCAUGGCCUGACCCCAAACAGUUUGCGGAGGAAGCAUGGGGUGUUGGCAAAUUGCGACACAAAAGGUUGGCUAAUUUGAUUGGAUACUGUUGUGACGGUGAAGAGAGGUUGCUUGUUGCCGAGUACAUGCCUAAUGACACUCUUGCUAAGCAUCUAUUUCAUUGGGAAAACCAGACAAUUGAGUGGGCUAUGCGGAUAAGGGUUGCUCAAUAUAUAUCUGAAGCCUUAAACUAUUGUAGUACAGAAGGCCGCGAAUUAUAUCAUGACCUCAAUGCAUAUAGGAUCCUUUUUGAUGAGGAUGGUGAUCCCAGGCUUUCAUGUUUUGGAUUAAUGAGAAACAGCAGGGAUGGAAAAAGUUAUAGUACUAAUCUUGCUUACACCCCUCCGGAAUAUCUCAAACAUGGGAGAGUCACCCCGGAGAGUGUUGUUUACAGCUUUGGGACGGUCCUUUUAGAUCUUCUAAGUGGGAAACACAUCCCUCCAAGUCAUGCGCUUGAUUUGAUCCGUGGAAAAAAUAUCAUACUAUUAAUGGAGUCGCAUUUAGAAGGAAACUUUUCAACAGAUGAAGCAACUAUACUUGUCGAUCUUGCCUCCAAAUGUUUGCAAUAUGAACCCAAAGAUAGACCUAGCAUUAAAGAUCUGGUUGCAACACUUGCCCCUCUUCAAACCAAAUGUGACGUUCCAUCUCAUGUAAUGCUUGGAAUUUCGAAACAAGAAGAAGCUCCUUCAACUCCACAACGCCCUCUUUCGCCUUUAGGAGAUGCUUGUUCUCGGAAGGAUCUUACGGCAAUUCAUCAGAUCUUGGUUAUGACACACUAUCGUGAUGAUGAUGGAACUGGAACCAAUGAGUUGUCAUUCCAAGAAUGGACUCAACAGAUGAGAGAUAUGUUGGAGGCAAGGAAACGUGGUGACCAAGCAUUCCGUGAUAAAGACUUCAAAGCUGCCAUCGACUUCUAUUCACAGUUCAUAGAUGUGGGAACGAUGAUAUCACCAACCGUGUACGCAAGGCGGAGCCUGUGCUACUUGCUCUGUGAUCAACCUGAUGCCGCCCUUCGAGAUGCCAUGCAAGCACAAAUAGUUUAUGCAGACUGGCCCACUGCUUUCUACAUGCAAUCAGUGGCUCUGGGCAAGCUGGACAUGCAUCAAGACGCUCUCGAUAUGUUAAAUGAGGCUGCUGGACUAGAAGAAAAGAAACAAAAAAGGGAUCGACGGGGCUCAUAAUAUCAUCAUGGGUACACAUUCUCACUAAAAUUGGUAAAUAAUUUGUUGUCAAAUGUGCUUGACUUCAAAUUUUUGAGUUACUUGACAUACAAAAGUUGUUAUAUUUAAUAAAUGCAAAGCUUGUUGAUCA
Erigeron canadensis is the source of this 1803-nucleotide messenger RNA. Its product is annotated as serine/threonine-protein kinase BSK1-like. Lineage: Eukaryota; Viridiplantae; Streptophyta; Magnoliopsida; Asterales; Asteraceae. Gene Ontology annotation, molecular function: protein kinase activity; ATP binding; protein binding. The transcript has 9 exons. Gene Ontology annotation, biological process: protein phosphorylation; brassinosteroid mediated signaling pathway. The coding region runs from base 63 to 1673 and encodes 536 amino acids. The record is from RefSeq and is a predicted model, not a curated record.